This is a messenger RNA of Colletotrichum phormii, 908 nucleotides long. RefSeq lists its product as uncharacterized. Lineage: Eukaryota; Fungi; Ascomycota; Sordariomycetes; Glomerellales; Glomerellaceae. The coding region runs from base 285 to 794 and encodes 169 amino acids. The transcript has 2 exons. The record is from RefSeq and is a predicted model, not a curated record.
AGCUCUUGCCAGCUUUAGCUCUUUGGAAGGUUUGAAAGUUUGGAGAGGGAGAAACUUCUCUGUUCUGAGCAUCUGAGUGGUUGGAAACUUGGGGCCGAGGCCGGGAGGAGUGGGGAGGUAGGAGGGGACGUGCCGCGUGCCUACCUCAGUGACCGGUCAAAGUACGGAGUACGUACCGAAUGGUCGACCGCCUCGGAAUUUUAACUUGAUUUUUUUUGGCGUGACGUGCCCGCUGGCGUCAUAAGGCCUCAAUUGCCCAAUGGCGCACCCUUGUCUGCCACACGAUGGGAAGGAAGUGCCAGGUGACAGCCUCCCACCUCCCCUCUCCAAGCGAGGGCGGGAGUGAAGCACAGAAGGAGCGACUUGAAGCACGGGAGGGGGGGCGGAAGGGAAGGGAACCAACCUGUAUGGAAGUGGAUGGGAAAGGAUGGGAUGCUUUGGUUGGGUUGAACUUGACAAAGGUUGGAAUUGCAUGGUCCAUCUGGAGUUUGGGAAUUGGAGUUCCUAUUAGAUACCAUUUACCCAAUGAAUGCUCAACGAAUGAUUGUACUCUGCAUCUAUCUGCAUGUCAAACAAGACCCGUCCAGGCUGUGUUUUGCAUGCGCCUCUCUCUACCUCUCUCUCUUCUCGAUUCUCGAGUCUCUGGUUCUCCAUCCCCGUGCAUGUUCACAUCCACUCUGAUGUGUGUCCAUCUGGCAUCUCGGCGCUCCCGUCCCGGAUCUGCUGUGGGCUGUAGUGUAAUUCGUAGCUUCAUCUACCUUACGGAUAGUCGAUCCCGAGUGGAAGAGAGUUGAAGGCGGAGAUGCAAGGCAGCCCGGCCUGCCUGGAUGUCCCCUUCCCGCUGGGCAGGUGGGCGGGCGACCUUGGGCUGACACACACACACCGGACAUGAUAAUACCGCAGCACUC